UAGACGAAAAAAUAUAUAGGAAGAAAAGAACUAUAUUCUUUUUUUAGUAAAAAACUAUAAACUUACACCCAUACCAUAUUAAAUUAAAGUUAAACGAUGGCUUCUCUGCGUUUUCCAUUCUUGUUUUCUCAGCCCCAAAAUCCACCGUAUUCCGCCACGUCAUCUCGCUCCUUCUCCACCGUCGCUGCCGUAGCCGCCGGUGGCUCAGCCGUAGCUGCCGCCGGAGCAAUCAUAGCUAUAACUCAAAGUCCCAAAAAUCCAUUUCUUGAAAAUGCUAUGAAUUUUAUAAUUUCGAAUUUCUCACCUAACAGAAAUAAUUCAUCGCCUUUGUGGGGUUCUGUUUCUUUAGCUGAUAAUUCAGGUCCAGUAACUGAAUCGAGGACUGGAUCGUCAUUUCCAUCGAUUCUGAAAGAUUCUCAAAGACUACUUGGAAUUGGGCUGCGUCAAAAAACUGUUUUUGGGUUGAAAAACAUUGAUGUCUAUGCUUAUGGUGUGUACGCUGAUGAUGGUGAUGUGAAGAAGUGUCUGGCUGAAACGCAUGAAGGGCACUCUGUUUCUGAACCGAAGCAAAAGGAAGAGUUGAGAAAUCAUCUCAUGGAAAGUGAUAUACGCAUGACUGUUAGGCUUCAAAUAGUCUAUGGCAGACUAAGCAUUAAUUCUGUGCGCAAGGCUUUCGAAGAAUCUAUUGGCAGCAGAUUACAUAAGUUUGCGGGAUAUGAUAACAAGGAAUUGCUCAAAAGGUUCACUUCCCAGUUUAAAGAUGAAAUUAAAUUACCUCAGGGAUCUAUAAUAGAACUCUCCAGAGACCAUGACCACAUACUUCACACAACAAUUAAUGGAAAGGAACUGGGAAGCAUACAAAGCAAACUCUUAUGCAGAUCAAUUCUAGACCUAUAUAUUGGUGAUGAGUCAUUUGAUCGCAAAGCAAACGAAGAUGUCGAGUCGAACUUGGCUUCUCUACUUCACAAGUAGCUACUUCAGCAUAAAGAUACUUUAUCAACAUGAAGAAUCACGUUGUGGUGAUAUUAUCUGGUUACAACUGUUAUAAUAACUCGUGUUAGGUGCUAUUGGCUUGUUGUUUCUCUUUAAAUAGUUGAAAUAGAGAUUGAGUCUCUAGCAAACAGAAUGUAGACCUAUAUUUUAUAUGCUGAUGAUUUGUUUCUCUACUCAUGUAAUAUCCUUCUCUGGAAUUUUUAGAGCAGAAUUGAAAUAAGUAUCUUGGCUUGGUUACCAAUA
This is a messenger RNA of Lycium ferocissimum, 1236 nucleotides long. RefSeq names its product fatty-acid-binding protein 1. Bases 97 to 972 code for a protein of 291 amino acids. The record is from RefSeq and is a predicted model, not a curated record. The transcript is spliced from 4 exons. Gene Ontology annotation, molecular function: intramolecular lyase activity. Lineage: Eukaryota; Viridiplantae; Streptophyta; Magnoliopsida; Solanales; Solanaceae.